Messenger RNA from Annulohypoxylon maeteangense, 3895 nucleotides. RefSeq lists its product as uncharacterized. Gene Ontology annotation, cellular component: nucleus; SWI/SNF complex. The coding region runs from base 501 to 3770 and encodes 1089 amino acids. Gene Ontology annotation, biological process: regulation of transcription by RNA polymerase II. Gene Ontology annotation, molecular function: transcription cis-regulatory region binding. Lineage: Eukaryota; Fungi; Ascomycota; Sordariomycetes; Xylariales; Hypoxylaceae. The transcript has a single exon. The record is from RefSeq and is a predicted model, not a curated record.
UCAUCCCCUGUUACCUACCUAGUAGCGAGCCCUGGAGCCCUCAAUCCUCGUCCAAAUUCGUCCAGUACCAUCCAUGGAUCGGAGCGAUUCACAGCGCAUCGCAGCGCUCCGCUCGCAGCACUGGACUUUUUUGGAUUUAGUGAUUUAGUGAUUCCAAGGGUUGACUUGAUCGCGCUGAGUGCCUUAUGCGGCCAUGGCCCCCCCUUCUAUUCUAAACAUUGAACACCCUAUCUUCCCCCAACCACCGAAAAUCUGCGACAGCACCAACUCCAUUUCCACCGAUCGCACCGCGACAAGUUCAUCCACCCAAAAAUUUCCUAAUCGACCCGCGACGCGACUUUUUUUUUAAUCCAUCGCGACACUCGUCGCCCGUAACACUACUAUUACUCAUUUAUUACUAUCUCAUCUUAAUGCACAUGUCGCUCUUUCUAUAUAUAUUUUAAUUGCUGACAUAGUCUGAAUUAUAGUCAGAUGGGUUCCCAUUUGCGUCUCCAUCCGUCAUGAGUACUUGGUUGAACGAGGCCGCUGCCGUCCAAAACCACAAUGGCAACGGCUUCCCACAUAUGAACGACCCGAAUAACAUGGGAGCAGGAGGAGGAAUGGGCGGAGCGCCGACAGGCAUGAUGGACCCUUCCGCCUUUAUGGCUAAUGCCGGCCAGUUCAAUCCUGUCGCUGCUGGCCAGUUUAACCCUCAGCAGAUGGCCGCUGCGAUGCAGAAUGGCCCGAUGCGCAAUGCCUCGCCCUCCUUCUCGAAUCCCGCAUAUCAAACAAAUCCCGUCAUCCCUUCUAAGCGACCUCGUCCGAGAGAAGAUAGUAUCGGCGCGUCUCCGCGACAAAAUCCUAACAUGCUACCGACUUCGCGCGCCGACACGCCUCAACAAUCUCAAUUCCCAGGUUUCCAACCGAAUGCCAUGCAGCAACAGAAUCCCUCACAACCUCAGCAUUAUCCUCACCUACAACCCAAUGGCUCGACUACCGCGUCUCCUUCGCCAAUCAUGGCAGGGAAUCAGUUAAGACCAGGAAGUGUCCCACAACGCGUCAAUACCGCGUCGCCUCAUCCCUUCUCCCCAGCUUCUCAACAAUUUGGUCCCCAAGCGUCACCAGUUCCAUCAGAUCACGGUAAUACUCCUCAGCCAGGCAUGUUUAUGGGACAGCAAAACUUCCCUCAAGGCUUCAAUCCUGCUUUCGCCGCCGCCAGUCCCUCCCCAGCUAGACCCCCUUCGGCGCAGAAUCACAUGGCGCAAUCCAUGAUGCCUCAGUCGAUGGGUCAGAUGCCGCAACAGAUGCCGCAAAUGCACCCGGGCCAGAUGCUCACCCCCCAACAGAUACACCAGAUGCAACAAAUACAUGCAGCUCAGGCAGCCCAAGCGGCGCAGGGACGCGGCGCGAUGGAUCAGCAAAAGAUUAUGUACCAGAUGCGCUUACAACAACAGCUUCAGCAGGGCGGUAUGCCGAUGGCUGCGCAGAUGCAAGCCCAGAAUCUAGCCCAAGGUCGAGGUAUGAUGCCUAAGCAACCGAUGCCGAUGCAGAACGGCCAGAUGCCCCCAGGCACCAUGCACCCUCAGCAACAACCUCAAAUGGCGCGAGCAACCAACCCCGAAGGCUUCCUCAAGAACCUCACGGCGUUUAUGAACAUGAAGCAACUUCCCCUCGACACGAAUCCCGUUAUCGAAGGCCGACCAUUACACCUCCUACAACUUUUUCAGAAUGUUUCCAAAUUUGGUGGAUAUCGGAACAUAACUAGUCAUAAUCUCUGGAUGCAGGUUGCCGCUUCGGUCGGCUUCAGCCCGCAACAAAUCCCAUCAGCUCCGAAUCAAGUAAGGUCUAUCUACGAGCGCAACCUGUUGAAGUUUGAAGAGGCUUGGGCGAUGCAACAGCGAAGUCAGCAUAUGAAGCAGCAAUCAAGCGGCUCAGUAGGCAUUCCUGGUGUACCGGGUCAAGGCGUACCACAAAGAAUUGGACAAAUGCCACCUGGUCAACAUAUACAACCCAGUCAAAUACCCCCUCAAAUGCCACAGCCACAUACGCAGACACCCGUGAAGCAGAUGGCUCCGGCAAUACAACAAGCAAAUGUCAACGGAUUUUCUACUCCGCAACAACCUCGAAUCGCCCAACAACAACAGCAGCAGCAGCAGCAGCAGCAACCCAACGCAGGUCAAGGACACAUUAGAAGUAACAUGUCGCGAAGUAUCGAUGCGAGGCCAGUAGUCGGCGAUUUUGCAAUGCAGUCACCGGCAUCGACGGGUAAGGGUGGUAACAUAUCUAUACAGCCUCCAACAAACCAACAAGUGGAUGGUGCGCAUGCAAAUGGUACUACGAACUUACCUUUCCCCGGCCCGUUUUCGUCAGACCCCGACGAGUACUCACCGUGUUCGCGGGAGAUGCACAUGUAUGGAGGCUUCGAUCUCGACUCGAUGGCUAAGCUAGGCAACGACUUGGAAAAAUGGAGACCGAACAUGCCACAACCUCCAGAACUUGGCAACAUCGAUCUCCAUGCUCUUACGAAAAGCAUACAGUGCGGCAUACAUGGAGAAGUACGGUUAGCUCUCGAUACCCUCGGAUCCGUGACACGCGCGGCGGAGUAUUUGCCAACACUGUCGAUCGACCUGAGAGCUUGCGACGAUCUGGUGGAGUCCCUUAUAGAUUGCGCCGAAGAGCAGGUUGAUCUGCUUGCCGAAAAGGCGGAUCCUGUCUCGGAUGAGAUAGAUCUAACUUCCUACGAGGACGUCAUGAGAAGUUGUCGUCUCGAAGCCAUGAGCUUACACAAACCAAACGUGUUUGGGGAUGCCGACUACGAGCUCGAACACGCCGCGGAUCGUUUAUUGGCGAUAACGACGAUCCUGCGGAACUUUUCCUUCAUGGACGUAAACCAGGUGGUCCUCGCCGACGAGAUAGUGAUCAAAUUUCUUUGCGGCGUGAUACGAUCUUUGGGUACGCACGAGAAUUUACUACGAGCUCCGAGGAAUACGCUCGAUUUUAUGAAAGAUGUCAUAGUUUUGCUAUCUAAUGUUGCUGGAUCCAUCGAGAUACCCGGGCGGGAACAAGCGUUGUGUCUCCUUCAGUUUCUGCUUGCUUUCGCGCCGUCGCCGGCCCCUUCUUUGACAACCGAACGGGUUGUCUUUUCACCAUAUGAACCAUCGGUUCACUUUUACCUACCACACGCCGUCGACUCCUUAGCGAAGCUAUUAGCGCGCGACGAGCCGAAUAGGUCACAUUAUAAAAUAAUCUUCGCCGCCGACGCCGCCACCUCUUCCCCCCACGAACUACUUACGCGAACCUUCGGCCUCGCCGUCUCCCCGAUUCCCGACCAGAACAAAGAGAGCCGCCCGGCGAAUCUACCGUCGUUCGUCGAAGCGCGCAAGGCGUUGCUGAUGCAAGGCUUGCUUUCGGCCGACAUCAUUGCUCAGCUCGCCCCGGGAUACGAAUCGGGUGUAACGCGAGCAUGGCUGUCGUCAGGGGAGGGGUUCGCACAGAAUCUCUUCCGCCUCAUCCGCACACUCUGCACCCAGGCAGAGCCGACACCUCGCGUGGGUGCCAGUUCAAGAACGCAACCACGCGAAGACAUGGACAUACUGUACAUAAUUACCUGCGGCGUAUCUACAUUAAAGAGACUCGGCGAGAAGGCGAGAGAUCCCAACAACCCAGCCAGCAUCCCGCCGAAUGCUCUUCCGACGAGGGAAAGCCUCUUCGGUGCCUUACAGAGUCUCAAGAGCCCCAAGUGGACAUUACUAUUGAAUCAACUAAGCACCUACGCGGGGCUCGAAAGUUGAGUGAUAAGGGAUACGGGAUAUGGGAUACGCGCCGAUGUAGACAAAUAGUCCAGGUAGUUCGAAGAGCGGGAGAGUAGCGGCUCAAACAGGAUAGGUUCAUUAAAUAAGACGAUUAUCUAGGAAAC